AGAAUUUUAAGACGAACGUACCGGAUAUAAUGGAAAUUAUUUUUUUAAAUAAAUAUGCAAGAAAGUUUAAAAGAUAUUUUAUAAUAUCAAUUCUCUUUUAUUUAAUAGUUUCCAAUGAUCUAGUACUUAGUAAAGGAGGUGGAAAAGGAGGAAAAAGUGGGGGAAGUAAAGGUGGGAGUAGUGGAGGUGAUGUCGAUGUUAGUAAAAAUAAAGUCUCGUCAAGUGAUAAAUCUUCAUAUCCAUCAGGAAAUCAUUCUUCAAAAUCAUCUUCAUGGGUAUUUUUUUAUUCCGGUGGAAAUGGACAACGUUCUUGUGGUAAUUUAUGUAUCCUUACAGCUGCAUUGGUACCAACAAUUAUUUUAUUUAUUAUUGGAUGCGGAAUUUGGAGAUGCUACAGAAUAAGGAAAAGAAAUAGGACUGAUAAAAUAAAUAAAAUUGAAGCUGAUGAAAAUGAUACCAAUAGUUAUAAUUCAGAUUCUACUACUUCACCAUAUUAUCCUCCUCCCGUUGCAACACCAUAUAAUUCAUCAUAUUAUAAUUCUCCAACAUAUUAUUCUACUCCCAAAAAUGAUUUUAAUUAUACCCAAAAUUAUUUGGAUGGCAAUUAUACAAAUUACGCACCUGGUCAUAGUAAAUUAUCACCUCCUCCUAUGGAAUUAAAUCAUGUGAAAAGUAGUUCUAGAAGAGAAAGUUUUGAUUCUAUGGAAGAAGUUAGAAAAAAUAAGAAAUAAUGAAAAAAAAAAAAGAAAUCAGUAAAUCGGAUUUUUUUUUUUUA
This is a messenger RNA of Rhizophagus irregularis DAOM 181602=DAOM 197198, 775 nucleotides long. RefSeq lists its product as uncharacterized. Lineage: Eukaryota; Fungi; Glomeromycota; Glomeromycetes; Glomerales; Glomeraceae. The record is from RefSeq and is a predicted model, not a curated record.